Stomoxys calcitrans (stable fly) is the source of this 3111-nucleotide messenger RNA. Its product is annotated as transcription initiation factor TFIID subunit 11. The record is from RefSeq and is a predicted model, not a curated record. NCBI's taxonomy places the organism in Eukaryota, Metazoa, Arthropoda, Insecta, Diptera, Muscidae. The transcript is spliced from 4 exons. The coding region runs from base 147 to 1952 and encodes 601 amino acids.
AUUUAACAGCUGAUGAGAUUACUACAGAGAACAGAUAGUUGAAAAGUUUUUCUCUGAAAUUAAAUUAAAAAAAUAAAAGAAUUUUAUGCAAUUGUUUUUUUAAAAGCUACAAGUUGGUGCAAUUUAUAAAGCUGGAUAAAAGGAAGAUGAGUGGUACACGUUUCGCCCGAACAGGGCGAUGCAGAUACCUUGUGUGUGUUUGCAUAUUGGUCCUUAUGGUUGGAAUGGUGGCCAUCUUUCACAGCUCCCAGAUACAAUUGGAUGAAUCAAGAGAAGAGCGCCUGCGAUGUGAGAAGCAGCAGGAAGCCCUAAAUGAACGGCUUACAACCUUGGUCGAACAAAAGAUUCAUUUGGAAAAGAAUCAGGAGCGCGAACGUACCGAAUUUCUGGAAACCAAGCGUAAUCUUGAACAAAAAAUAAAAAACCUUGACGAAAAAUAUCAGAAAGAACAGGUGGAGGCACAAAUGAAUUAUGAGAAAUUGGAGCAAGCCCACAAAUUGUUGCAAAGCAAACACAAGGAUUUAAAAGAGGCAAAUAUAAAAUCGAACCGGCAAAAUUUGGAUAACAUUAAUGGCUUGGAAAGCAAAGUACAAUCACUAAAGUCCGAAUUGAAAAAAGAGAAAUCCAAUAAAUCUGGAGAAGUUUAUUUGUGGAAGGAAAAAUAUGAUGCUGCAGAACGAGAAAAAUCACGAUUAGAAGAAUUGAUCUCAACCAAAGAUACACAUCAACAGUUGGAACGCGUAAAAGUGUUGGAGCAACAACUAAAACAAUACGAAUCGCAGUGCGAUUUGAAAUCAAAGGAAAUGCAAAGGAAUCCCGUUGUUCCCAAACCCAAUAUUUCCGAUAAUAACAAUCCCAGUACAAGCCAAAAAACGUUUAAUCUACAGGAGCCAGUGAGUGAUGGCGUUUACCGUAUAACGGUAAACACAACUAAUAAUAGUAGAACUAAUAAUAUGGGUGAAGGUGGUGGUGGUGGUGGUACACAUCAGGAGAUAACACCCAUUAAUCCAGUGGAUUUUGAAGAGAACAAAAAAAUAACCGCAACUACUAAACAAGAUAUAGAAUUAACAAAUACUAAUGCAAUGUUUAAGCCCUUGAUAACAAAACAUUAUAAUGGUAGUUUAAUUCUAAAUUCCGUUGAAAAUUUUCAGAUUGUACCCAAACCAGUUAAAAGAAUUCCUGAAGAAGAGGAAGCAGCAAAUGUAGUUCAAAAACCUGCUGUGGAAGAAAAUAAAAAUCAAGUGGCACCUCUGGGAGCCCCGAAGCACAAAACUUCUUCGCCUGCAACAAAGUCCGAACCCCAAAUGGUUGCUGCAGCAGCUUCAAAUGCCACUUCAGCUAAUGCUCGCAAUGGUGCAGGCAAAAGCAGCAGCAGCAGCAGCACAAGCAAUUCACCACCUUUAGCUUUGCCUCCAAAUCAGAAAAAACUGCCCGAAAAUGUGGCCCCUUAUCCGGAAAACUUUGAAGAUUUAUUACAGAAAACCAACAAUGAACAGUCUAAAAACGAUGAUGCCGGCGAUUUGAACCAGCCAAAAGCUUCAGCAUUAAAGGCUCCACCAAAUAAUAAUUUUGAUUUUGGAGCCCAUGAGGUUAAUGACAACAUUAACGAUGACUCCAAUCUACCCCAUGAUGAAGAUAACAAUUUCUUUGAUGCCGACAAUGAUGCGGCAAAGCAUCCCAAGGAUAAUGUAAAUAAUGAUGAUGAUGAAGCUGGCCUCUUGGCCGGCGAUAACGAAGUUGAGGGCGGUGCUGCAGCUGGAGAUAUUGCUGUGAAGCAUAAUCAACAAUUAUUGGAGAAUCUAAAAAAUGAAGUAGCCGAGGAUCAAGGCAAAGAAUUUGCAGAUGGCUUGCGUUUAGAUGAAGGCGAAGGUGGUGCUUUAGAAGAAGACGAUGAUGAUGAUUACUCGAAUCCAUCGGCCCGCAAAAAAGCUGACAAAGCUAUACGGCAUUAGAAUAUAUGCACCUACACACACAUACACACACAACUUGUAACAACAAUUUGGAAAACUAUUAUCGAAUAUAAUUUAUAUUUUAAGUAUAGGCUUAUAUCUAGUAUUAAGAUAUUAUUCAUUUGCCCUUCUCAUCGAAUGUAUUUACUGUGUGAUUUUUUUAAUUUCAUAUUUACAUACUUUUAAGACUUAUGACGCUAGCAUUUAUGGCUACGUUCCCCAGCAGUGACAGCAAAUCAUUCAUAACACACUGGUCUUGGACUUACUCUUACAUUUAAUGCACCCAAAAAAUUAGUAGUUUUUGCGAACACGUGAGUCAACACCAUAGUAGCUUGGAACUCACUUCAAAUCAACUGAUCUCCAAGAAUAUGGCACACCAAAAUAUAUACAAAGGAUCCUUUUUCCUGCGAAGAGAGGAAAGAGCCGCUCCAGUGAAAGGUUUUACUUAAGCCUCACAUGUGAAAUCAAGAACAAACCACAACAUCCAUACAUAGUAAAUUACCAUAUGGGAAAACAGUAGUGGCUUUAAUCAAGUUCCUUGAGUUGUUUUUUUAAUUUAUAACAACAAUAGGCUGUUGGUUGCUGCAACAAAUUUGAAGGGUUUGAAUAAUGUAUGAUAUAUAGCUUAGCUCUCUACCAUGCCGAUUGCAUCGUAUGAUGUAAUCCAUCACAUGUUUCUUGGGCUUACUACACAGAAGCCCUAAUUGAAUAACCAUUUUUACUUUAGUUGUCAAAAUUAUUUUUGCAUUUUUCGAAUUUACUUCAUUACUUUUCGGUAUUAUCUAUACAAUCAUUGCCAUUUGUUUAGGAUUUGAGGGACUAUAUUAUAUCCGAUUCAGCAAAGAUUGCUAUUGCUUCUAUUACUGUGAUAAUGCUAAUGUGCAACAAAGUACUUUUGUAAAGGACUCUUCAUUGUUGUAAGAGAAUUCCGUAUAAAUUUGGCCUUGGAACAAACACAAUGUAACUUUCAAAUGUCUUGCAAAAUUAUUAUUUAAAAUAAAAACAAAAUCCUCUCUACAAGACAUGUCUUAUGUAGGCAUGCAUGUAUAUUAAAUUAAGAUAUUUUAAUUUUUUUCACACCAUCGUUCUUAUUUUUUUUUUCAUAUGUAAUUUUAUUGAAAUCUAAUUAAAAGAAAACUUAAAUAAAUUUAUAAAAAAAUAA